Molecule: messenger RNA, 3746 nt
Organism: Syngnathoides biaculeatus (alligator pipefish)
Lineage: Eukaryota; Metazoa; Chordata; Actinopteri; Syngnathiformes; Syngnathidae
Gene: e4f1
Product: E4F transcription factor 1
Exons: 14
Coding region: 918-3293 (791 amino acids)
Biological process (GO): regulation of transcription by RNA polymerase II
Molecular function (GO): RNA polymerase II cis-regulatory region sequence-specific DNA binding; DNA-binding transcription factor activity
Source: RefSeq, a predicted model, not a curated record
ACAGCUAAUAUUUUGUAAUAAACUCAAAGAUCAAGUCAAUAUUUUCAGAGACCGUACACGUUAUUUUGGGGAGGUAAAAAAAAAAAAAAAAAAGAGCAUCUUGAUUUUGUUCUUUUGAUAGCUAGACACGCACACGAACCUUUGAGUAGUACGUCCCUACACCAACCAUAGUGGAUGUGGCAAAACUGCCAGUUUCUCCGUUUAUUUCACGGACUAGAUUGGUGUGGUAAAUGUAAAUACUAAAUGGACUCAAACGUAAAACAUCAAAGUGAUUGAUUUGAUAGUGGUGCAUAUUUCUGCCAGCAUCCCCCAGUUAACUGAAUGGUAUCACAAUCAUCAUUAUUGACGUGAUGAUGCCAAAACGUAAAUAGUGAAAAUCUUGGCAGAACGAGUGUGGGAAGGCAACAAGGGUGGGGUGGGUGCUUCCAAAUGUCUUCAUAUGUGCCUGUUAUGCUGCUAUUAAUCAGGUCAGAUGGCGACAGAAUCACUUCGCAGUGGCUUUCCAUAGAGUGCUCCACUUUUCCACAUCCAAUAUGGCGUCGGCGAACGAGCAGCUGAUAAUGUCUUCGUACAGCGCCACACGACACAGUAAUAUCUGCAAUUUCCCUAUAUUUAUGUACUCGGCAUGACUUUGACUAUACUAUGCAGUCAAACGAGUCCAUCCAAUGCCAUUGUGACGUGUUACACCACGGGCAUUUUAUCCUCGAUAUCCCGCAUUUUGAUUAUUAAACGUUAUCAGUGUCUUUAUCCUUUUUUUUGGUUUGUUUUAAUCAAACACAAAGCGCAUGUGUCAAUUCACUCGUUAAUGGAAAAGCGCCGGGAUGGAGAACGGACAAGGAAUAAGUUGGAUGUCAAAUUCGUUUCCAUUUGGCGAGGGAGCCGUCGUGUUGUUAUGACGACGGGGUCGUAAAUCCGCCAUGUUUGCCACCCCGCGGCCGCGUUGCGACACAGACGCGGAGUGGAAGCCCUCGAACGACAUGAACGUCGAAAAGAUCCUUACGGCACACGAGCGGCGGCGGCGGCGGCAACGCGCGGACGACGGCGGCGACACGAUCACCAUCCACGGCAACCUCGGGGACGAAGAUGAGGAUGUGCACAAAUGCGGACGCUGUCAGAACGAGUUUACCUCCUUGGAGGCUUUUAUUCAACACAAGCUGCGUCACAGCUGCAGACGAGAGUCGAGCAGUCAAAGUGAAGAGCAAAUGGUUGAGGCUUCCGAUGGAAGCAACCAAGUGGUGCGAGAAGCUGCCUCAAGCGAGCCACAGAACACCAGCAUCAAAGACGAUGCGAGCGCCGCUGCGUUGGGACGAGGCUGUCGGAAGAAAAGCACAUCUUUGAAAGCGGCCGCACAGUCCGAGACGCCCGAAGUGUCCGUUUCCGACAACGCCGAGAGCGACAGGCCCGUUUACAAAGUCAACGUCGAUGGGCGCUACCUUUGCCAGCUCUGUGACAAGACCUUUAAAACGAGUAAUAUCUUGAAAACUCACAUGAAGACCCACAGCGAUCAAAAGAAUUUUGCCUGUGAACUGUGCGGCACGUCCUUCCGCACUAAAGGCUCCUUGAUCCGUCACAACCGGCGACACUCUGAUGAGCGACCGUACCACUGCAUGCUGUGCGGCCAGUCGUUCAGAGAGUCGGGAGCCCUCACCCGACACCUCAAGUCCCUCACGCCCUGCAUUGAGAAGAUCCGCUUUUCUCAGUGCAAGGAGAUUCUGGUGAGCAAGGAUGGAAUGAAGAAAGGACCCGGCACGGCUGGCCCAGUUGAGACCGCUCAGCAGCAGGAGGAGGAGGAGGAGGAGGAGGAGGAGGAGGAGAAGGAGGGGCAGCCGCCAGAGGAGCGAGGGGUGGAGGCGCAAACUGCCGUCAUCAGUUUGGUGGAGGCGGGCUCCCAAGAGGUCAUCCACCAGGUCCACUUCACCAUGGAGGUGGACGGCACCACUCAGGAGCAACAGGUCAUCGUGGACCAGUCUCAGGCGGAAGCCCUCGCCGCCGCCGCCGCUGCCGCCGGCGAUAACCUCAUCUGCCAGGCCAUCCUCAACUCCGGCAUCGCGCUCAGGGCGGAGGAAGGCGUGCGGGCUGCGGAGGCCGCGGACGAGCUGGACAAAAUGGUCAUCGAGUGUCCUGGCGCUGACGGCCCGGAGAUCCAAGUUAAAGACGAUUUAGAGGGAGUGGGGCCACGGCAACCGGGUCAGACGGCCUCCAAAUUGUACACUUGCCCGCACUGUAAUCGCUCCUUCAAGGGUUUGAACUACUUCCGCUUCCACGUCAAAGGUCAUUCGGGUUAUAAGCCCUUCAGGUGCACCCUGUGCCAGCGAGACUUCCUCAGCGGCUACCUGCUGAAGAAGCACAUGGACGUCCACGUCAGCGAGCGGCGCUACAAGUGCGGCGAGUGCGGCAAGCUGUACAAAACUCGCGGGCACGUGCAGGAACACAUGAGGGCCCACUCCAAUGAACGGCCACACACCUGUGCCAGAUGCAAGAAAGCCUACAAGACCAAGAACGCUCUGCAAGUCCAUCAGCGGACCCACGGCGAGGAGAAGCCUUACGUGUGUCAGUUCUGUUUCCGAGGCUUCCGCGAGAAAGGCUCGUUGGUGCGACACACUCGCCACCACACCGGCGAAAAGCCUUUCAAGUGCCCAAAGUGCGGUCGGGGCUUCGCCGAGCACGGCACUCUCAACCGCCACAUACGCGCUAAAGGAGGCUGUCACAAGGAUGCGUCCGGCAAGCAGCGGCAGCGGCAGGGGGAGGGGGAGGAGCUGGUGGUCACAGAGGAGCAGGUCCCCGGGGAGAACCUCGUCACAGAAGACCCUCACGCGUUGCUGGUGGAGUUCUCCUCUGUGGUGGCCGACACGCAAGAGUACAUCAUCAAGACUCAGAGCGAUGAGGAAGGCCACGAAGAACAGCUUACGCUCAUCCAGGACAGCCAAAAUGAGAUGGGCAACCAGAUCGUGAAGGUCGUGCAGCAAAUCGUCAGCCAGUCGCACAGCGCGGGCAGCCACCAAAUCAUCCUCCGCAACGUCGGCGGGGGCGAGGAGGGCGCGUCCAUCGUGGACUGCGGCGACACCAUCACCAUCGCCACGCCCGAGAGCCUGACGGAGCAGGUCGCCAUGACGCUGGCCUCGGCCAUCAGCGACGGCACGCUGCUGGCCGACGCCGUCAAGACGGCGCAGGGGACGGUCGCCGUGAUGACCGUGGAGGAGGCGGUCCAGGAGGGGAUCCAGCUGGUGCAGCAGCAGGAAUACGAUGUGGUCACCACCCCCCAGGAGGUGGAGAUUCAUACUGUCAUUGUGUGAGGUCAAAGCGGGCAAAGCUGGCAAAAACCUCGACGUUUUUGGCUCAUCAUUUGCCCACCCAGUGAAUUCCCCUCCCGGGCCAGUCAAAUGCCCCCGUCGUGGCUUCUGUUGCUCGGGAAGACCUCCUCCAGAACUCAAGCCUUUUGGGUGUCAUCUGACCAUCCUUGUUGCUUCUCCGCGGUCCGAAACAUAAACAUCAAGUCUGAGCAAAUCCCACCUGUCCCCUUUCGUAGCUUUGCCGCCGGCGCCGUCGUCUUUCCUUCCCUUUGCAGGCCCACGUUUCACUCGUUAACGUUAGGCGACAUCAAAGAAAUGUUAUUUUCUUAAAAAGUGGUCUGCUUUUCUGAAACUUUUUACACCAAGUAUCACCCCCACCCCCAAAAAAACAACACAAAUCUCUCCAAUUACAACCCUAAUGACAAGUAUUAAAAAUGAAGUGGUCGUGGAAAACAA